Molecule: messenger RNA, 3636 nt
Organism: Cimex lectularius (bed bug)
Lineage: Eukaryota; Metazoa; Arthropoda; Insecta; Hemiptera; Cimicidae
Product: ATP-dependent RNA helicase dbp2-like
Exons: 12
Coding region: 452-3160 (902 amino acids)
Cellular component (GO): nucleus; ribonucleoprotein complex; cytoplasm
Molecular function (GO): RNA binding; RNA helicase activity; ATP binding
Source: RefSeq, a predicted model, not a curated record
UAGAUCUUCCAAAAGGCAGAACACACUGGGUGAACCCGUCACUGCUCAGAAAAACGGGUGCGGAAACGAAAAAACCCUCGCCCCCAGCCUUAAAGCCGGAAAAAAACGGAAAAGAGACCCACGUCUCCUAGGAGAAGGCGAAGCCCGGCGGACCCCCACCCAGGGACAGAGGCGCACCGAGGACCGGCGGCCGGCGAAACCCAGCCGAUUGACGAACGUCGGACGUGGAACGCCAUUUUCGCUCGAUACCCGUCAGUUCGGCCCAUCCGCCGAAGAUUUUUCUCCAUAUUUUUCAUCUAUUAACGUGUCCAGCGAUUCUUCCCGACCGGAUAAAUGGGCCGAGAUCUCUGACUCUAGACUUUUUCUCGACUUUCGCACAACGAGCCACAAACCCGAUUAUCUCUCCGGCACAGGUGGCAAUCGAUAAAAGUGGAAAGCUCGCUAAAAACAAAUGGCGUUCGGGGAUAGAAUGGGCAGAGAUAGACGAGGUGGUGGAGGUGGCGUGAGAGGUGGACGAGGUGGGGGUCCCAGGGGUGGCGGCAGUGGAGGCGGUGGGGGCGGGCGAGGAAGAGACUUCAGCGGACGUGGCGGUGGCUUCGGCAGUCGUGACAACUUCUCACUGAAGGGCAAGCAGCCCGGAGGCCGGCUCAAGAAGCCCUAUUGGGACAUGUCCAGCCUUGAACCUUUCAAAAAGGACUUUUACAUUCCCCAUCCAAAUGUUUCCAAUCGGAGUGAAGAUGAAAUAGAACAGUAUAAAGAUGCCAAAUGCAUCACGAUAAAAGGUGACAGGGUCCCUCCUCCGAUUAUGUUUUUCGAGGAGGUCAAUUUUCCUGAUUUCGUCACUAAUGAAAUAAAAAAACAGGGCUAUGACCAUCCGACACCGAUCCAAGCACAGGGUUGGCCAAUUGCCCUGAGCGGACGAGACAUGGUCGGCAUAGCCCAAACUGGUUCAGGAAAGACAUUAGCAUACACAUUGCCGGCGAUUGUCCAUAUUAACAACCAGCCGAGGUUGAGGCCGAGGGAUGGCCCGAUAGCACUGAUACUCGCACCGACACGGGAGCUCGCUCAACAGAUCCAACAGGUCGCCACCGAUUUCGGCUCUUCGACAGAUGUUAGGAAUACUUGUAUAUUCGGUGGUGCUCCAAAGGGAUCUCAGGCUCGCGAUUUAGAAAGGGGUGUGGAAAUUGUCAUAGCGACUCCGGGCAGGUUGAUCGAUUUUCUAGAAAAGAACACAACUAAUCUCCGUCGUUGUACUUACCUCGUACUCGAUGAGGCGGACAGGAUGCUCGACAUGGGCUUUGAACCGCAGAUACGCAAAAUCAUUGAACAGAUCCGACCUGAUCGUCAAGUUUUGAUGUGGUCGGCGACUUGGCCAAAAGAAGUGCGCAACCUCGCCGAAGAGUUUCUACACAAUUACAUCCAGCUUAACAUCGGCUCGCUCGAACUGGCGGCGAACCACAACAUCCAGCAGAUAGUCGAGAUAUGCGAUGAGUACGAGAAGCCUGGAAAAUUAUGCGAGCUGCUAACAGAUCUGUCAAGAGAACCCGAGAACAAGACGAUCAUAUUUGCUGAGACAAAACGCAGCGUAGAUGAUAUAACAAGAACCAUCAAUAGACAAGGCUGGAGGGCCAGUGGUAUUCAUGGAGAUAAAUCUCAACAAGACCGUGAUAUGGUAUUACAAGAUUUUCGCACUGGGAGAGUUAAUAUAUUGGUCGCAACUGACGUCGCUGCACGCGGGUUAGAUGUGGAGGACGUCAAGUUCGUUGUCAACUACGACUAUCCUUCUAGCUCCGAGGACUACGUCCACCGUAUCGGACGUACUGGCCGGUCAAAGAAGACAGGCACUUCAUACACGUUCUUCACGACGGGCAACGCUCGCCAGGCGAAGGACCUUAUCUCUGUGCUACAGGAGGCAAAGCAGGACAUGAACCCACGCUUGCUCGAACUGGCUGAAAUGGCGAAAUCAGGCGUAUUUGGUAAACCGAGGAGUUCAAGAUAUAUGGGCGGAAAGGAACGUGGAGGCGGUAAAGGAGACAGAGGGAUGAGAGGAGGAGGUGGCCCAGGCAGAUCGGGGCCUUCAGACCGCAAGCCGAUGGGCAGGGACAGGAGUGUAGGUGACAGGUUCAAUGACAGGAGCCGCGACCGCCGUGAUCGCCGGGACGACCGCAGGGAUGAUAGAAGAGGCACUGGCUCCGACAGGAUGAGGGUUGGAGGGACAAGAGGUGGCAAUUUUGGUGGAAGGGACAACAACGUCGGUAGGGAUUCCAACCAGGAUAGCUUCAACCAGGAAAAUUCCAGGUUUGGUGCACCAAGGGGCGGCGGUUUCAAUUCGACCACUGAGACCCCAAGGGGCGGAGGUUUUACUUCGACCACUGAAUCUAGAGGAGGGUUUUCAAAUGAUGUGGGCAGAAUAAAUGACACUAACAGGAAUCGCUUCGGCGCUGACAGCACACAGCGCUACACAAACGACUCAAACAACCGAGGAGGUGGUUUUGCUACUGACAACAACAGAAACAGUUUUAACAAUGAUAACACCCGUACUUUCAACGAUAAUGCCAGAGGUGGCUUUGAUAGAAACAGAGAUAGAAGUUUUGGCGAUAAUUCACAAAAUUCAGGAGGUUUUGGAGGAGGGUUUCAGGACAGGAGGGGUGGAAGAGGUUCAAACCAGAGUCCGUGGAGCAACAACAACAUGAUGAGCCAAAGGUCGAAUGGCAUACCGGAGAAGAAGUCGAGGUUCAGCGAUGCUCCGCCGUCACAGAACCUCAACGGUCCACCACCCCUUAUGGGUGGCAAGCCUUCCAACUCGAUCCCGCCGCUCAUGACACAGCCACCGCCGUCUCAGCCGAAGCCACUAUUAACGCAGCCACCUCCUCAGAGCAAGCCCGGCAUGAUGAAACCGAUGGUUGAUCUGAGCCAGCCGCCGCCGAACAUGGCGAAGCCGCAGGUCUACCAGGGCCAGCAGGUGCAGGGUCAGCAGGGCCAACAACAACAACAGCCGAUCCUCUAUCCGCAACAGCUCUAUUCUCAGAACUACAUGCAGAUGUACCAAAUGUACCAGCAGCAAAUGGCACAGCAGAUGAACGGCUACCAGCAGUACCAACAGCCACAGCAGCCUGCGGGUCAGCAGCUACAGCCUGUUCAGCCGCCGCUCCCCAAAUGAAGUUAUUCCGAGAAGUUUAUUUUUUUUUAAGUUAGGCAAAAGUGUGAACGAGCAGUUUAUUACACAAUGUUUAGAUUUUAACCAGACCUUCACCAUUGAUAAGAAAGAAAAAAAGAAAAGGAAUUUAUAUAAAAAACGAGAAAGUAUUUGUAAUAAAUAUAUAUAUUUGGAUUAUUUUUUAUUAUAUUGUAAAUUUAUGAUUUUGUUUUCUCAAGCCGUUUUUUUUUUCCUUUCGGCCUCUAGACUUUCUCCUCUUAAACCAUGUGAUUUUUUUUUGACAAAGUAAAGAACCAAAAGUUUUUUGUUUGUUUGAAAGCAUUUAUUUAAUAAUUUCACUUGGCGUUUGUUAAAUUAUAUUUUAUUAUCAUUUCUUUCAUUCUUCAUUUCUUUAGGAAAUAUAGAAGCUUAAUUUUUGUGAUAACUCACAAGUUGUGAAAGUUUAGAAAAUAAAUUAUUAAUUAAUAUUCUUUCCUGUA